AUGAGAGCCCGCCUUCCUCAAGCUAUGGCAACCCAGAGGCUUGAGGACGCGAUCGCGAACGUCGUCGUCAACCCUCCCCUCGAAGUGAGCCCUUUGGAUGAGCGAUCCUAUCGAGCAAUCACUUUACCAAACAAGCUCAACGUCCUUUUGAUAUCCGAUGAGCGAUCUGAUAAGGCCGCCGCCGCCCUUGACGUCGCCGUCGGCCAUUUUUCAGAUCCGGACGAGCUGCCUGGCCUUGCCCAUUUUCUGGAGCAUAUGCUUUUCCUAGGGACUGAAAAAUAUCCCGAGGAGGGCUCGUACAACAAGUUUCUCGCUGAGAAUGGGGGGCAUAGCAAUGCAUACACAUCUGCGGAGAGCACCAACUUUCAUUUCGAGAUGGUCUCAAAAGAGAGCGAGGCUCAGAGCGAAACGAGGGAUUCUACCCCCCGUUUUAGAGAAGCUCUUGACCGAUUCUCCCAGUUUUUCACCUCGCCUUUGUUCACGGAAUCGGCCACAGAGCGCGAAUUGAACGCCGUCCACUCGGAGCAUCAGAAGAAUUUGCAGAACGACGCUAGACGCAUGUACCAGCUCAAGAAAACAAACUGCAACCCGAAGCAUCCCUACUCCAAGUUUGGAACUGGGUCGAUGGAGACGCUCUGGGAUACUCCAAGGGAAUCUGGUAUCGACACGAGGGCCGAAUUGCUCAAAUUUUACAAGAAGUAUUACUCCGCUAAUCUAAUGUGUCUCAGCGUCGUCGGGCCCUUUGACCUCGACGAACUUCAAUUGUGGGUGGCUGAGAUGUUUUCAGGUAUUCCGAACCACAACGCCCCCAAUCCCUGCGAAGAGUACAGAGAUAUCGACCACUUGUUACCUGAGCAUCGCGGUGUGGAGUUCCACAUGGAGUCCAUUCAGGAGAUGAGGCAGUUAGAAAUCACUUGGCCCACCCCGACAUAUUUGGAUUCUUAUAGAAGCAAGCCAGCUCGUUAUGUGGGUGGCUUGCUGGGCGAAGAAGGCGAUGGAAGCCUUUUGAGUGCGCUGAAGGCCAAGGGUUGGGCCGAUACUUUGGCGGCUGGGGCUUUUGAUCAGAUGACGUUUGGGGUGGUCCAAGUUUCCCUAACUCUCACAAAAGAAGGUGUCGAGCAUGUCGAUGACAUUCUAGGCGUUCUGUAUGAUUACCUUCGACUCGUACGGGAAUGCAAAAAUCAAGAAUGGCUGUUUACGGAGGAAGCAACUCUGGCAGAAACCUCGUUUCGCUUCCGUGAAAGGGGUCCCGCAAUCCAUUUGGUAUCGGAAAUGGCCUCUUACAUGCACAACUUGCCGCCGGCCGAGUAUCUUUCUGGCCAAUACUUGUACAAAGAGUUUAAUAUCGAGAAAAUCCAAGAAGUGCUGAGCUGCUUGACACCUGAGAAUGGGAACAUCACGAUAGCUGGAAAAUUUGUAUCGGACAAGGUUACUCGGAAGGAGCGAUGGUACGAAACCCCAUACCAUGUUGAGAGUGUGAAAGAAGAAAGACAUCGUCAGUGGACAGACCGCAAGUCAAGUACUGAGAUACAUCUACCGGCGCCCAACCCAUUCAUUCCCACAGAAUUUGAUCUUAUUGUGGAGCCCCUGCCGGACGGUGAGGACGAUGUUGAGGGCCCUGCCGAGAUUCUUCGCGAUGAUUACAUGGAAGUUCAUUACAAACUAGACCGCACGUUUAAGAGACCAAAGGCGACAGUGAUAUUGUCAAUGAGGACACCGCUUGCGUACAGGAGUCCCUGGCAUUCAGUGAUGUGUAACAUUUUUACAUAUCUUUUGGAGGACGCGUUGACGGAGUACACGUACGCCGCUGAGAAGGCGGGCUUCAUGUAUUCUAUAUCACAAGACACAAACGGGAUCAAGUUGUUUGUUCAAGGAUAUAGCCACCGCAUUGACGUUCUUCUGGCUGCGAUUGUGAAAAAGAUGAACACUUUUGAGGCGGAUGCAACCAGGUUUGAUAUGAUCCGUGACAAUGUGGAACGAGAUUACAUCAAUUAUGGAAAAAGACAACCAUACAGUAUGGCAAUGUACAACAUAAAUUAUCUCAUGGAGGAUCCAAGAUGGCAUGUGUCUGAUUACUUGAAGGUCCUCUCGGAUGGCUCUGUGAACUUGAAGUCACUGACUCAGUUUUCGAAAGACAUUCUCAGUCACAUGUUUAUCACUUCUCUAGUCUCUGGAAACAUUAGCGAACAAAAGACGAUUGAAAUGCUGAAGUCUGUGCAGACCGUCAUCGGCUACAGUCCAGUCCCAGACAUUGAACAACUUCAUCGCCGAGUUGUCCAGGUUCCGAUUGGAAAAGACAUCUUCACGAGGAACAUUCAUCCAAACCCUGAAGAUAACAACUCUGCAAUCGACGUGUUCUUCCCGAUAGGACCUCGAGAAGAUAUUGUGAAAGACGUCAUUGUAGAAUUGCUCAGUGACAUUUUGAACAAACCGGUCUUCCAUGAACUUCGCACAGUCCAACAACUGGGAUACUGUGUUUUUGAGGGCCGUGGCCUUGUCGAGAGUGUAAGCGGAAUCUACAUCAUCGUGCAGUCUACUGUAGCAGACCCUGAUGAGCUUCUCUCACGAAUCGACAAAUUACUUUCUGAGGCGCACAAGGAGAUUUUUGACCCCAUGACUGAAGACAACUUCCAGGAUUACGUGAGAGCACUUGUCGCCUCUAAGGCUGAACCAGACAGGAGGUUAUAUGUGCGGACGUGGAGAUUCUGGAAAGAACUUGAACAGGGGUAUCGAGAGUAUGACCGGAUUCCAAAGGAAAUCGAGGCGUUGGGUACUAUUUCGAAAGCUGACGUGGUCGACUUCUUCGAUGCACACAUAGCCGUUGGUGGAAAGUCGAGAAGACGACUCGUUUCUCAAGUCUUUGGAAGCCAGCACCCUAUUGCUAACAAAAAACCAGUGCCAGAAGGAGCACUCGAUGUUGGAAAUCCAAUAGCUUUUCGAAGAUCUUGUCCAAUGUAUCCCGUAGGCGGCAUUCAUGACAUCGCUGGAGCUAUGUCUAAGUGAAGAUAUUUCUGUUUCAGAAUAAAGAAACGAGAUUGAAU
Molecule: messenger RNA, 3041 nt
Organism: Chondrus crispus (carragheen)
Lineage: Eukaryota; Rhodophyta; Florideophyceae; Gigartinales; Gigartinaceae
Exons: 2
Coding region: 1-3003 (1000 amino acids)
Biological process (GO): peptide catabolic process
Cellular component (GO): cytosol; mitochondrion
Molecular function (GO): metal ion binding; metalloendopeptidase activity
Source: RefSeq, a predicted model, not a curated record